This is a messenger RNA of Gossypium raimondii (Peruvian cotton), 896 nucleotides long. Its product is annotated as CASP-like protein ARALYDRAFT_485429. NCBI's taxonomy places the organism in Eukaryota, Viridiplantae, Streptophyta, Magnoliopsida, Malvales, Malvaceae. Bases 263 to 724 code for a protein of 153 amino acids. Gene Ontology annotation, cellular component: membrane. The record is from RefSeq and is a predicted model, not a curated record. The transcript has 3 exons.
UGACAUGAAUGAAACUAUGUCAAAACAAUAUAUCUCCUAUUUUCAGAAUUAAAAAAAAAAAAAAAGCACUUUCUUCCUUUCUUCUUUCUCUCUUCCAAGGUCUUCCUCAUAGAAACAAAACCCAAAGGUAGAACCAUUUUUGCAAGCAUAAUUUUUCGGAAUUCCGGAGACCACUUCUUUCACUUUCUUUGGAACUCUGUUUUCUUCUUUCUUGUCUGGGAAUUUAAAGAUGAAGAAACGGAGAGAUAAGCUGACUUGAAAGAUGAUGGAGCAAGUGCCAGGGGCAUUGGGAACUAGCGCUAGCUUGGCUCUUCGUUUGGGACAAACCAUUUUCUCCUCUGCUUCACUUCUUUUCAUGUGUUUGGAUGUUGAAUUCUAUAACUAUACUUCUUUCAGCUACCUUGUGACGGUGAUGGCCUUGGUAACGCCAUGGAGUGUGUCAUUGGCAUUAAUCGAUGCAUAUUCCGUGUUUAUGAAAUGCUUACCACGACAACCACGAGUACUGCUGAUCGUCAUUGUCGGAGACUGGGCCUUGUCAUUUCUCUCACUUGCCGCAGCCUGCUCAACUGCUAGCGUUACGAGUCUCUUGGUGAAUGUUGGGACGCCAUAUUGCUGGUCGAAGUUAUGUAGUCGAUAUCAAUUUUCUGCAGCCAUGGCUUUCUUGUCUUGGUUCCUGUCCUUUGCUUCAACACUCUUCAAUCUUUGGCUCCUUCCUUCUUUGUAGCGCCUCUGUACUUCCAAACCCAGUUUCAUACAGGAAACUCAGUAAGCAAAUCUUGACAAUUUCUGAGAUGCUCAAAUCAAGAAUUGUACAUAGACUCUAUUAUGUAUAGUAAAAAAAACACAUUAAUGACCAGAUUGAAUUUCAAUGAAUUGGAAUAAAGUUUCCUUGUCAA